Molecule: messenger RNA, 2596 nt
Organism: Hemibagrus wyckioides
Lineage: Eukaryota; Metazoa; Chordata; Actinopteri; Siluriformes; Bagridae
Gene: rogdi
Product: rogdi atypical leucine zipper
Exons: 12
Coding region: 275-1177 (300 amino acids)
Cellular component (GO): RAVE complex
Source: RefSeq, a predicted model, not a curated record
AUAUGACUCAACGGACAGAGCUAGUCUAUUCUUAGAUAAACGCCUACAGUCAAUAGAUGAGGACAAAUAUGUGCCUACAAAUCUAUGUUGCCACUCUAAACUAAAAACAGACAAGUUGAGGUAUAUUCUCAUAUAAUCAGUGAAAAAGCGUGUUUUGGGUGGAAGGUGUGGCGUCGCUCACCGGAAGUGAAGGCAGGAGUGGGCGUGGUUAACAGCUCUCCUAAACAAAACUGUGUGUCACUGCGGUGUAUUUACUGUGCGGGUUUAAGGUUAAAUGGUUGUGAUCGGUGCAGAUCGGAGUGUCCUGCCUGAACUCUCAAAAAUGUCCGCUGCGAGUCAAGCAGAGAGAGCUGUACUGGAGGAAGAGUUUAACUGGCUCCUUAAAGAGGAGGUUCACGCCGUGUUAAAACAGCUGCAGGACAUUUUGAAGGAAGCUUCCAGACGUUUUUCAGUGCCCACACCAGGGAUGGAGGGUCAGCUCAAACAAGAGAACUUCAUUCUUGGCAGCUCAACCAUGGACCAGGUGAAAGGAGUUCUCACUCUGCAGGGAGACGCUCUGACUCAAGCUGAUAUCAAUAUUAAGGUGGCUAAAAGCACUCAAGUCAUGCAUUUCACAUUCCGGGAGGAUAAACAGUGGAAAUUACAACAGAUCCAGGAUGCGAGGAACCACGUGAACCAGGCGCUUCAGCUGCUCAGCAGCCGCGAUGAGAGCUAUCACUUCAAAACCGGUGCCGAGGUCAAUAAGUUGAUGGAUGCGGUGAUGAUGCAGUUAACCCGAGCGCGUAAUCGUCUUACCACACCAGCUUCCAUGACUCUGCCUGAACUCGCCUCAACUGGAUUAAUGAGGAUGUUCACUCCUCCGAUGCCCGGUGAUGUGAUGGUGAAUUUAUACAUAAACCUCAGCAAACUCUGUCUGACCGUCUAUCAGCUGCACGUGCUUCAGCCGAACACUACUAAGAACUUCAAACCAGCAGGAAGUUCAGUUAUGCAUAAUCCUGGAGCAAUGUUUGAAGUGAACAACACUAAGUUCGAGGUGAGCCAUGUGCACAAAGUGGAGUGUGUGGUGCCGUGGUUGAACGACACACUGGUGUUUUUCACCAUCUCACUGCAGCUCUGCCAGCAACUCAAAGAUAAGAUUUCUGUGUUCUCCAGCUUCUGGAACUACAGGCCAUUUUAAGAUGACCAAAGAUUUAAAUUUGUACUUUAAGUGCAGAAUUGAAUAUAGAUAUUAACUACACAAUAGAAAACACACCAUGUAAUGAAUCCAUGUAGUAUUUGCUUUAGGACCAACUGUUCAUUUUUGUGUGUACAUCUUAACUGAAUAGAACGAAUAUAAGUUCAGUCCAUGUCCUAUCAUGUAAGUGAAAGAUAAGUGUAAGACAAUUAACUUUGAUUUUUUUGAAAUUGUUGUUAAAUCGUAAACUUAUGAUAUUCCGUUAUUAUUAUUUUUUAAGAAAAACUGUGAAAUAUUGAGAGCUAUGAUCAAAUUCUAUGUUUUUCUGAUGACACUGUUUAGCAGCAUUAUUCCUAAAACUUGUUUAAUGGUCCAUGAUGCAUUUCAUUUUAUCACAGACACUAGUUUUAUGAUAAUUAUAUUUGAUAUUAUUUUAUAUUUAAUUUGAUAGUUUGAUCAAAAAGGUAUACAAUUUCCCCACUGAGAUGUGACACUGAAAUGUGUCAAAUCUGACAAGACACAUUCAGCGUCUUUAGUUUGCUUCUUUACUUUUGCACUGGUGCUACAGAUGGUGUUGUUUAGGAAAGUGUAUGAUAUUUUAGGCAUGUUGGUCGCACAGUGCUGAAUUUGAGGCUGUAUUUGUUGCCUAGAUCUAGUCUUCAAGCUCCGAAGCAAAACUAAAGAAUCGAACAUGGAUAAUUGGGUAAAGGGGGCAUUGUAUACCUUUAACUUUGGGCUGAUUUAUAUAUUUGCAUUAAUGAAGAUUAUAUGGUCAAAGGUAUGUGGACACCUGACCCUCAUACCCAUACAGUAUGUGGUUCCUCCCCAAACUGUUGUAGCACACAAUUAUAUAGAAUGCCUCUGUGUGUUGUAAAAAUUACAACUUUCCUUCACUGGAACUAAGAGGCUCUCCAGCUUCACGAUGAAGUUCCAUGAAGACAUGGUUUGAGUCUCCAUUACAGAGCCCUGACCCUGACCCCCACUGAACUCCAUUAAGGUGAACUGGAAUGUCAGCUGGCCCAGAAGAGUAGAGAUUAUCGUAACGGCAAACAGGGACCUGAUCUGGAAUGGAAAGUUCAACAGGCACAUAUUUGGUAUGAUUUUGGUCCGAUGUCCUCAUCCUUUUAGUCAUAUUGUAUUAAUGGCACACUACAUGACCAGUUUAGCUACAAUAGAAAUCCUUAUUGCACUUAUACAUUCCAUGUGGUUUAUCUUUCACAUCUAAUACAAGCCAGGCAUUCUUUGUUAAAUUAUUCUUAUAAUGUAUUUAUUCAGAUGAUAAAUGACCAUGACGUGUUCUGUGUUUUGACUGUUCCCACACAGAACAGUGAUUUAGUGUUAUAAGAUGUUUCUGUUUUGUUAUUUCAUGUUGACUCUAAUAACUGUGCAAUAAAUGUGUUGAAAUCUGCCAUGACCUUGCCU